GAAAAAUUCUUAAAAUAUUAUAAUGACAGACUACGCUCAAGAAUUUAUGGAAAUGACAGAAGCUGCUAAAACUAUGAUACCGUUGAUGCGAGAUAUGGAUGACAGGGCCAUAGUCGAUAAGUGGAUCACUAGAGCGAAGACUCUGCAAAGCAAGGAUGUGAACGUGUUGAAACAUCGGAAUAAUUUUUUGAAAUAUUUCAUGGGAGUCAUCAAACGGACGAUCGCCGAAACAGGGCAGUCACCGGCGUGCUGUAUGUGGGGAAAACCUGAGCCCGGACCUUUCGAUAAGCAGUUGCCUCCGCCUAAACCUCUCCCAUAUCAGUGCCACUGGACCCCGGACAAACGAACUUACGUAGCCAUCCAACCUCUGCCAAAUCGAGGGGCUAUGGUGUACAUGGCUGUGGCCGAGAAACCUGAACUUGGUUGGGAAUUCCCCAAGAAAUCACAAUGA
Molecule: messenger RNA, 451 nt
Organism: Rhopalosiphum maidis (corn leaf aphid)
Lineage: Eukaryota; Metazoa; Arthropoda; Insecta; Hemiptera; Aphididae
Exons: 3
Coding region: 23-451 (142 amino acids)
Source: RefSeq, a predicted model, not a curated record